Penicillium bovifimosum is the source of this 1329-nucleotide messenger RNA. RefSeq lists its product as uncharacterized. Bases 1 to 1329 code for a protein of 442 amino acids. Gene Ontology annotation, cellular component: cytoplasm; nucleus. The transcript is spliced from 8 exons. The record is from RefSeq and is a predicted model, not a curated record. Lineage: Eukaryota; Fungi; Ascomycota; Eurotiomycetes; Eurotiales; Aspergillaceae.
AUGGAGUCCCCCGCUAUCCCGGUCCCGCUGGACCCGCGGGAGCAGCCCAUCCUCGAACGACUGCUCCGAACCCGCGACGCCUUGCUCCUCAUCAAACAGGACAAGUCUUCAUACGUCAAGUCCCGCGAUGUUCUACCGCUUUACGAAGAAGUGAUCGAAGAAGUGGAGAAGCUCAAUGUAGCACGCAAAGGGCAAGAGCGACGCUCGGCACAUAAUCGCUUGGAUUAUGUUUUGGAUGACUGCUUCCAGUUGAUAUCUUUGCUAUUUUUGACAGUUGGAAGGAAUAACGAAGCUCCCGCAGUCUACUCUCUGGCAACAACUAUCCAGCGCUUACUCGACCACCUUGAAGAGGCUGGAUUCUACAGCUCGAAAGAUUUGAACUCAAUCACCAAAACAUUAGAGUCUACACGGGCAACCCUUGAGCGUGGCCGUGAUACCUACUCACCGGCGCUUCUCACGCUCUUAGAGAGUCGACUGGAACAAUGUGAACAGUUACUGGUGAAAUUGCAGAAAGGUCUUGCAGGGUUGGCCCCUCCAUUGGCGCAGACACACGAGACACUGGUCUCGAUUUUGCGAUCAACAUCCGCCGUGAACACUCGAUCAAAGUUCUCGGCCUCGGAAGUCAAUGGCCUCCGGGAGCAACUGAAGAAGAUUGAAAAGACACAGAAGGAUGGUAACUUCGUGGAUGCGGAGGGGAAUAUUCUUGCAGGACAGGAGGAUGUCAAGUCUUUGAUUCACAGAUGUUGGCGGUGGACCGACCUUGUCCUUGAGCGAGAGGGCAAAAUCGACGAGCGAUUCCGUGAACAAUAUGAACGACUGUUGGAGAUUCGCAAUCAACUGGAUCGUUUGUCUGUAACACAAGCUUGGUCGCUGCGCGAGACCGACCUCUUUGGGUAUCAACGGAAGUUAGAUCGACUCGACGAGGCACGGAUUAAUGGAAACUUUGUCGAUGCCGGGGGUCAACCAGCAGACCUGCAUGCGCAGCGAACUCUGCUAUACCUCAUUCGCCGCAGUUAUGCAUACAUUUACGCACUUUUGAUCUCAUCAGAACCUGUCUCAGAAGCUCUUCUUCCCGUUUACAAUCAACUCCAAACGCUUCGCCGAUGCUUGAUUGAAGUGAAGGAGUCAGGAGGUGUCGCAAAUUCUCGCGAACUCUACCCAUACAGCAUGAAGCUCAAUUCCAUUGACAACAUGCGAGUUGAUGGGAAAUUCUACGUCGGUCCAGAUAUCCCAGAGGGCCAGGGCAGUGUCAACAAUCUGCUGGCUGAAUGCUACGAUUUGGUCUGGGAACUGCGUGCCGCAGUGGUUGACGAGGAUACAGAGUCUUGA